AUGGCAGGGAUCCUCGCCUGGUUCUGGAACGAGCGGUUCUGGCUGCCGCACAAUGUCACCUGGGCGGACCUGCAGAGCACGGAGGAGGCCACCUUCCCGCAGGCGGAGGACCUCUACCUCGCCUGCCCGCUCGCCUUCUGCAUCUUCAUGAUCCGCCUGCUCUUCGAGAGGUUCAUUGCUAAACCAUGUGCCUUAGGCCUUAAAGUCCAAGCCAAUGGACCACAGAAAGCUCAGCCCAAUGCUAUUCUGGAGAAAGUUUUCACAGCCAUUACAAAGCAUCCAGAUGAGAAGAGGCUGGAAGGUCUCUCCAAGCAGCUGGACUGGGAUGUACGCAGUAUUCAGCGCUGGUUUCGGCAAAGACGCAACCAGGAAAAGCCCAGUACCCUUACGAAGUUCUGUGAGAGCAUGUGGCGAUUUACAUUUUACCUUUAUAUAUUCACCUAUGGAGUUCGGUUCCUGAAAAAGACACCCUGGCUCUGGAAUACCAGACAGUGCUGGAACGGGUAUCCAAAUCAGCCACUGACACCUGAUAUUCAUUAUUACUACUUAGUUGAAUUGUCAUUCUACUGGUCCUUAAUGUUUUCUCAAUUUGUUGAUGUCAGAAGAAAGGAUUUUGUCAUCAUGUUUACACACCAUGUUGUAACAGUCAUCCUGAUAACCUUCUCAUAUAUAACCAAUUUGACACGAGUGGGAACCUUGACCUUGUGCCUCCAUGACAUGGCUGAUAUUGUCCUAGAGGCUGCCAAAAUGGCAAACUACCGCAAGUGUCAAAAACUGAGUGACCUUUUGUUCCUUUCGUUUGCCAUUGUCUUCAUUGUCAGUAGGCUUGGCAUAUAUCCUUUAUGGAUAUUAAACACAACGUUGUUUGAACUAUAUGAAGCUCUGGGCAAUUAUCCUGCCUGGUGGGUCUUAAACAUGAUGCUUGCACUUCUUCAAGUUCUACACUGUUUUUGGUCCUAUCUAAUCAUAAAGGCAGCCUAUAAAGCUAUUUCAAAGGGCAAGGCUGGGAAGUGGAACCCUUUGCAUGUUGCAAAGGAUGACCGAAGUGACAUUGAGUCAAGCUCAGACGACGAAGACACAGGGUCUCGUUCAAAGAUGCCACACAGCACUGCCACCGCCAAUGGGACUGGCGGCGCCAGUGGGACAAAUGGGUAUCUUACGGGUGGCGCUUGCUCAGAGGAGCACUAAUCCUUGAGUUUAGUCACGAGAGAUGAACAGAAUGAACUGUUUGCUACUGGAAGUGAAUUAUAAAUUGUGAAUGCAGUUUCUUCAUAUAUCACAGCAUCAGAAAAAGUUAGGAUUAUCAAAGCAUUCUGAUAGUGCACUGCCAUAUUCCCUGUUUGUGAAUGAAGAAGACACACCAUUCUGUAUACGUAGGCGCAUGCUGUAUGUAUAUAACUGACACAAUGGGAGCAGUAUUUUCAUUUUUACUGUCUUUAAAAUAUUAUUUAUUUUGUAUAUUUUCUGGGAACUUUUGGACGAAAGGGAAUAUCCUUGCUCCAACUUUAGCUCUUUGGAUUCUCAGUGGUGGGGAGCAUCAUGCUCAGACCUCUUCUGUCCAUCUCUGUUGCUUUUUCUGAGUCUGCUAUAAGUAGUAGUUGCUUGAUUUAUUACUUACAGUAAGGUAGAACAUAGCUUUACAGAUUCUAGCUUGCUUCAGAUAUUUUUGCUAUCUUUGUGUUUAAAGUGCUGGUUUUGAAAUUGCCUAUCAAAUCACAGUGGCUGUUUCUCCAACAUAAAGUUUUAAAACACUGGAUUGGUAUUUUAAAUUGUAGCUAAUGUGAUCAGUUAGCAAUUGAAAGAAAGAAAACCUGUGGUAAUUGUGGGACACUAUUUUAGCAUAAUUUGAAAUUCAAUUUGGUGGUUAAUUGCAUUAGAAGUAGACUUGAUUGGUUGUGCAAAUAUGCAAAUGCAUAAUAAUGUCAACA
Molecule: messenger RNA, 1928 nt
Organism: Nothoprocta perdicaria
Lineage: Eukaryota; Metazoa; Chordata; Aves; Tinamiformes; Tinamidae
Gene: CERS6
Product: ceramide synthase 6
Exons: 11
Coding region: 1-1188 (395 amino acids)
Biological process (GO): ceramide biosynthetic process
Cellular component (GO): membrane
Molecular function (GO): sphingosine N-acyltransferase activity; DNA binding
Source: RefSeq, a predicted model, not a curated record